GGUUACCUUUUGCUUCAUAUAGGUAGGUACUCUUUGCAUUUGGUCACUUCCGCCAGCUGAGUACCUUGUAUACUCUUUGCAGCUGAGCGACAGCGAUGAGUUAAUUCUUAAGAUUCUUAUGUGUGAAAGCGAUGCUAUUAUGAUUUAUUAGUGCAUCUGUCAUACAAAAAUAUCCUUUUGAUUCCAUACUUAAUCCAAGUGACAAAAAAAUGAAUAGGAACAGUAUAAAUAUAUUGAGUGAAUUAAGUAUGAACGAUUUAAAUAACAAAUUUUUCGAAAUUAUGCAAAAUGAAACAAAUGCAGAGGAUGCAGCAAAUUUUAUAUUUGAGAGUGUUUGUGAAGAUGUUACUUUAGGUGUGCUUUUUGAAUUUCAUCACGGAUUAAAAACUGGACUCACGGAGCUGAUAGAGGGUGAAAAGGAAGAAGAAGAAGGAUAUAAAAUUGUAAAUUCUCCGGAGUGCGAUGUUUUCGGUUUUUCGAUAUUGAAAAAAACCCCUGAUUCGAACUGUUCGUGUCCUAACUGCGAGAGGCCUGUUUCAGCGACGAGGUUCGCUCCUCAUCUUGAAAAAUGCAUGGGCAUGGGACGCAACAGUUCACGUAUAGCGUCUCGUCGUAUCGCGUCCAACAGUCGAGAGCCAACCUCAUACGCAGGGCUGCUUAGUGAUGAUGAAGACGACGCAGAUUGGUCUGGUGGCUCGAUACAAAGUGAUCGCAGGAAACGCAGAAUGAAGAAUAAUCACAAUAAGAGAUCGAAUAAAAUACACAAAGGCCAUAGAAAUAAUAAUGGCAAUCACAAUUCAGACUCCAAUGAAGGUGCCACUUAUGAGACGAUGUCAGCUAAUGAAAAGAAGAACCUUCUCCUACAAAUUUGUGGGGUUGUGUCUGAACACACUAAGAAAUUGUGUACAAGGUCAACUCGUUGUCCCCAACACACAGAGGAACAGCGUCGUGCACUAAGGAACAGUGUUCUAGAACCUUCCACCCCCGAGUCCCAGACCAUCGGUUUAGCAGACGAGGCUGGAUCACCACCGGACUCCAGCCCUUCAUCAUCAUGCUCAUCAUCAAGUAGGAAACGAGAUAGACAUCGAGCUGCACCCAAAACAAAGAACAAGAGGGAUAGGAAUAUGUCACCUAACGGUAGGGAUUAGAUUUUUUUUAUUAUUCUUCUAGAAGACAGAUAUUGAAAUUAAUUUCUUGAUUGAGAAAGUUUGCUAAAAAGUCUCCUUCUAAAGAUUCUUUUAUUUUUUAAUUUAAUUAAAAUUGUUUAGUUUUGAAGUCAAAUAAAAAAAUAUGGAAAUAAUACCAAAAGCUGAUUAUAGUUAAAGAUAAAUAUUAAAUUAGAAGAACUAAAAUUAUCUAAUUUGGUGAUGGUUCGUGAUAUAUUGAUAAUGUUUUUGAAAUUUAAUGUACUAACUUUUUUACCAAUUGUCAACUGGAAUGAAUAAAGAAAAUGAAGAGAA
Molecule: messenger RNA, 1460 nt
Organism: Melitaea cinxia (Glanville fritillary)
Lineage: Eukaryota; Metazoa; Arthropoda; Insecta; Lepidoptera; Nymphalidae
Gene: Sgf11
Product: SAGA-associated factor 11 homolog
Exons: 4
Coding region: 210-1148 (312 amino acids)
Biological process (GO): positive regulation of DNA-templated transcription; regulation of transcription by RNA polymerase II
Cellular component (GO): DUBm complex; SAGA complex
Molecular function (GO): transcription coactivator activity
Source: RefSeq, a predicted model, not a curated record